This is a messenger RNA of Sclerotinia trifoliorum, 1658 nucleotides long. Lineage: Eukaryota; Fungi; Ascomycota; Leotiomycetes; Helotiales; Sclerotiniaceae. The record is from the annotation of a GenBank genome assembly.
AGUGCAGUAAGAGAAAGUGAUCAAGAAUGUAGCCCUGUUCCACGAUACAAUGAUUUUUUGCCUCGUAGUAGAUGGGAUUUAUCAGCAUUUUUCACUUCUAGCAGCAUGUUGAAACGUCAGGUUAUGUACGAAGUGGGUCGAAACAGAGCAAAUGAAGCAAGUAGCAGCACCAAUAUAGUAGAAGAAGGCGGAAGGAAGUAAAUCAAGCUUGGUCUACGCAUGUGUAAAAACAUGUCUGUUUCCAGUUGAUUCGUAAUACUGAUAAUAAAUAGAGUUCGUUGGGGACUGUGUCUGGUAUCCAUUCCUGAGUAGGAGGCAUUUCUACCGCCACCCAUUGAGUAAGGUGCCCCAGCAAAAAGUCCCGAAUUGAGGGUUUAUAAGCCACGAACAGAAAUAUAAAUAGUUCUCGUAUGUCCUCCAAAGUUGAAUUCAUCUUGUAUACAUCAUUACCAGAGUUCAAACCCCGAAUAUCUUUUCUUUCUCAAUCACGAUGUCCCGAUACGCAGAAGCUCAUCUCAAUCCCAAUGGCCCUGGAGAUGCUCGUCCAACAGCUAUUCAAAUUAUCAAAGACGAAGGGGUGGAGGGCAAGCUAGCUGGGAAAGUUAUUGUCAUCACAGGCACUUCCGCUGGAAUAGGGAUCGAGACAGCACGUGCUCUGUCUUUAACAGGCGCAAAGCUGUUGUUGACGGCACGAGACUUGAACAAAGCCAAGACUGCUUUGAAUGGUAUCCUCGUACCAGGACGAGUAGAACUUGUCAAGAUGGACAACAAUUCCCUGAGCAGUGUACGUGCCGCCGCAAAAGACAUUCUCCAGAAGUCGAACGACCAAGUCAACAUCCUUAUCAACAACGCCGGGAUCAUGGCUUUGCCCAAGCUGGAGCUCACGGAAGACGGCUUUGAAAAGCAAUUUGGAGUCGACCAUCUCGCUCAUUUCCUCCUCUUUGAGCUCUUGAAGCCAGCUCUCCUCGCCAGCGCCAGCCCUGAAUUCUCAUCUCGAGUCGUUAAUCUCUCUUCUUCUGCUCACCACGUAGCACCGGUCAAUGGAUCAGGCAACUACAAUUUUGAGAAGACUGAAUACGGUGAAUGGGUUGCAUAUGGGCAAGCAAAAACUGCCAAUAUCUACAUGGCCAACGAAAUCGAGCGGCGCUACGGAUCGCGAGGGCUUCAUGCUACAAGUCUUCAUCCCGGGGCGAUUGCCGCAACGGGGAUCCUGCAGUAUAUGGAUCCUGCAAUGCAGAAACAAUUGACAAAAGAUGAAAAGUCGUUCAAAAUAAUCAAGACGGCAGAACAGGGUGCUGCAACGACGGUGUGGGCUGCCAUUGGACAAGAAUGGGAAAAUAAGGGUGGAGAAUAUCUUGCCGAGUGUGGAAAGACAACCCGUGGGAAUGACAAUCACGAGAUUGUGGGAGUAGGGUUUGCAGGGCAUGCUUACGAUCCUAAGGCUGAGGCUCGACUUUGGAAGGAUUCGUUGAUAAUGGUGGGUUUGGCAGACGAUCAAUAAAUCAAAAGGGAUUCUUCCCUCUUGAUUCAGGAACAUCGGCCAACAAUUUUUCUCUUAACGUCAUUCAUUGAUUAUUAAAUCUGCUGUACUCUAACUAUUUGUUUGUUUUAAAUUCUGUGAUCCCAUUCACCUCAAUAAUCUCUGUUGCUUAUAUCAC